AUGGCCGAAACCGUUGGCUUUGUAUCUGCCCUUUUAGGUCUGACUAUCUUGACUUUUGAUGCAAGCAAAACUCUUUAUGAAGCUGUUUCUAGCUUCAGAAGCCAGCGGAGGACAAUCAGAGACUUGCAACUUGACCUGAGCUCUCUUCUGGAUGUGCUCCAGUCAAUCCGAGACUUGGCGGAGAGCUCGCACGAAUCCGAUAGACUCGAAGCUCUACGUCUACCUAUGGAAUGCUGUCUAGCAAUAUGUCAGGAUCUGCAAGUGACGCUCGAUUCAUGCACAAAGCACUCGGAUGAAGGAAGGGAUAGUAUUCGUGACUGGCUCAGCUUGCGAUAUCACGAAAAGAGUUUCGAAGAUAUGAAGAAGCGGCUUGCUAGCUAUAAAGCGACUCUUAGUAUAACCUUUCAGUUGAUCACCUUGGGCGAUUUGAAUAUCACGCGAGACUCAAUACAAAAUCUUGAAAACACCAUCCAAGGCACUAAAGAAGAUCUUGACGAUCAGUUAGAACAAGUGCGAGAGACCAUUAGUGGUGCAGAUGUAUCAACCCGGAAUAUCCUCCAAACCGAUCUGGCCCAACUUCAGAGCAGCAUGCAAAGUCUCCAGAGCAGUAUUGCGAGUCUUGAGCAAGUAAAGGCCACCCUUCCUACUCUUACUAUCACCGGAAAUCAAGCCGAGAGUAGUCGUGCGAUUUUUGGCACGGAUACGCAUCAGCCAAGCUUUAAUAUGAACGUGUCGAAUAAUGCAGCGAUGCGAGGAUCAGUGAUAGCAGCUGGGGUCCACACCCCGGGAACACUUCAAGCGUUGCUGAGAGAUACUUCGACGCCUCACGUUGCGCUGGCACUUCGGGCAGUACAAGGUCAAUCACACAGUAGUAACAUUCCCAUUAGUCAGUCCGUUCUGCGCAGUAUGUCUGCGGAAAACUCCUCGUUGGUUGACUCUACGAUCUUAGCAGACGGACCACCACGCAAUAUGAUUGAGGCAUCGUCGACCAGCCAUGAACAGCCAAAUGAAGACUCUCGUGUUGUUCGCUUUGAUAUUCUCGAGCACCAAAGCCGAUCAUAG
This is a messenger RNA of Aspergillus melleus, 1062 nucleotides long. RefSeq lists its product as uncharacterized. The transcript is spliced from 2 exons. The coding region runs from base 1 to 1062 and encodes 353 amino acids. The record is from RefSeq and is a predicted model, not a curated record. NCBI's taxonomy places the organism in Eukaryota, Fungi, Ascomycota, Eurotiomycetes, Eurotiales, Aspergillaceae.